Raphanus sativus (radish) is the source of this 684-nucleotide messenger RNA. Its product is annotated as non-symbiotic hemoglobin 2. Gene Ontology annotation, molecular function: oxygen binding; heme binding. The record is from RefSeq and is a predicted model, not a curated record. Lineage: Eukaryota; Viridiplantae; Streptophyta; Magnoliopsida; Brassicales; Brassicaceae. The coding region runs from base 58 to 534 and encodes 158 amino acids. The transcript has 4 exons.
AAACAAUCAAUUAGUAGGUCUCAUAUUGAGAGAGUGAGAGAGAAAGAGAGGAGAGAGAUGGGAGAGAUUGUAUUUACAGAGAAGCAAGAAGCUUUGGUGAAGGAGUCCUGGGAGAUACUGAAGAAUGACAUCCCCAAAUACAGCCUUCACUUCUUCUCACAGAUACUGGAGAUAGCACCAGCAGCAAAAGAUAUGUUCUCUUUCCUAAGAGACACAGAUGAAGUUCCUCAGAACAAUCCUAAACUCAAAGCUCAUGCUGUUAAAGUCUUCAAGAUGACAUGUGAAACAGCAAUACAGCUGAGGGAGAAAGGAAAAGUGGCUGUGCCUGACACAACCCUCCAGUACUUGGGAUCUGUUCAUCUCAAAAGCGGUGUUCUUGAUCCUCACUUUGAGGUGGUGAAAGAGGCUUUGGUGAGGACACUGAAAGAAGGGUUGGGGGAGAAGUACAAUGAAGAAGUGGAAGGAGCUUGGUCUCAAGCUUAUGAUCACUUGGCUCUAGCCAUUAAGGCCGAGAUGAAACAGGAAGACGCAUAAUUAGUUUUUAUGGUGAAUCUGUAUGCAAAAAGUAUGCAAAAUUUCAUCCCAUUAUCUUUGUGAAAUUUCUCUCAACUACUUUUGUUCUUUCUUUAGAGCUACAUGACAAUCAAUCAAUGAAAUAAAUAAAUAAACCUACUGUUAACAGAA